GCCUGAAGUGAGCUAAAGAUUUUGAGUCUGACUUUAAAUGGUCUUUUUUCUGUCUGAUCAUCAGGAGGUGGCUCGAAGAAAAAACUGUUUCUGCGGAGGAGAGUCUUUUUCUUAUUUUUUUUCUCCAUCACACAACAUGUCACAGCUCCAGUUUGGGCCGCGGUGCUGAUCAGGGAGCCUAAGGGUGGCUUCUAUGCUGGAGGCUUGGAGGUUUGAAGGGCUGCCACCGGGGAGGCUUCUCAGCUCUUAACCCCAGAGAGGUGGAGGCAUCAUCAGGUAGGAGGCGACUGAGCGGAAAGCAGAAGAGGAGUAGGAGGAAGAGUUGUGCGUGUGUCGUAGACUGUGUAGGCAGGCCGAUGGCAGGACCGGUGAAGCUGCCUGAUGCUUUAAACUCCUGCUGAGAGAGGAUAAUGGCAGCUCUGGGCCCACUCUCCUCCUCUCUCACCCGCAUCUGCCACAGAGGAGCUGGAAAGUGCUAGCCGAUGCUACAAAGAGCUCACCAAGAGGAUGGUGUGAACAGCGUCACCCUUCCCCACCACACCGGGAGACCCCUGACACCCCUGUGAGGGGCCAAGUCUUCUUGUUCACCUCGUUUCUCCUUCCUCUUCUCCAAACUAGCUGAAAACGAGGGGUGGCGUUGUUUGAUUUGUGUGGGAGUUCUCUCCCUCUCCCUCCCACUCUCUCCUCCUCCUCACCCCUGACCUCACCGACCUCCAAACUCAGCUCCAUGGAUUGGUUCUAGCACCAACCUGUCCUUCUUUUUCCUCCCUUCGUUUUCUUUUUCUUUUCUUUUUCUUUUUGUCGAGGCUUCAGGGGAAUUGCCAAGACCUGUUUCAUGCAUGUCCACUGGCGGCAGGUUCAACUUUGACGAUGGGGGGUCAUACUGCGGAGGGUGGGAGGAGGGCAAGGCGCACGGCCACGGGAUCUGCACGGGACCCAAGGGCCAGGGCGAGUACUGCGGGUCCUGGGCCCAUGGCUUCGAGCUGCUGGGCGUCUACACUUGGCCCAGUGGGAACACCUACCAGGGCACCUGGGCUCAGGGCAAGAGACAUGGCGUGGGCGUCGAGAAUAAAGGCCGCUGGGUGUACAAAGGCGAGUGGACGCACGGCUUUAAGGGGCGCUACGGCCUGCGGGAAAGCACGGGGACGAGCGGGAAGUAUGAAGGGACGUGGAACAACGGGCUGCAGGAUGGUUACGGAACAGAGACGUACUCAGAUGGAGGAACAUUUCAGGGCCAGUGGGUUGGCGGGAUGCGGCAUGGCUACGGAGUUCGUCAGAGUGUCCCGUACGGCAUGGCGGCCGUCAUCCGGUCCCCGCUCCGUACCUCCAUAAACUCUCUCCGCUCCGGUUCAGAACACAGCAAUGGUACAGCUCUGCUGGACCGGACCGGGGCGGUGGUUCCUGGUCCUCCUCCUGUUCCUGGCACACUGACAACCAGCGUGUCCAUGUGCAGCACGGGCAGCAGCGGCAGCAGCCCCGCUGUGUCUCGUGGAGGUUUCGUGCUGACGGCACACAGCGAGGCUGAGCUGCUGAAGGGGAAGAGAAAAGGCGGGUUGUUCCGGAGAUCCAUCCUGUCCGGGCUCAAGCUAAGGAAGUCUGAGUCCAGGAGUUCUCUGGCCUCCCAGAGGUCUAAACAGAGCUCGUUCAGGAGCGAGGCGGGGAUGAGUACAGUGUCCUCUGCUGCUUCUGAUAUCAACUCUACUAUCAGUCUUGGAGAUGCAGACGCAGAGUUGGCUGCGGCUGACGACGAUGUGGACGCCACGGCAACAGAGACCUACUGCGGGGAGUGGAAGAACGACAAACGGACAGGGUUUGGUGUGAGUCGGCGGUCUGAUGGGCUGCAGUAUGAGGGGGAGUGGCUUAGCAACAAACGUCAUGGCUACGGCUGCACCACAUUUCCUGAUGGCACAAAAGAGGAAGGGAAGUACAAGCAGAACAUCCUGGUGAGCGGAAAGCGGAAGAACCUGAUCCCCCUCCGAGCCAGCAAGAUCAGAGAGAAGGUGGACCGAGCGGUGGAGGGAGCGCAGAAGGCAGCAGACAUCGCCCGGCAGAAGGCUGAGAUCGCUCUGUCCAGGACGGCUCAUGCACAGGGUAAAGCGGAGGCAGCAGUAGUAGCAGCUCAGAAAGCCCAGGAGGAGAGUCGCAUGGCAAGGGUCACAGCCAAGCAGUUCUCCCCUUCCUUCCAGCACCCAGGAAAUGGCAUGGAGGUGCAGCGUCCAAAACGCCAGGUGUCCAGCGAGGUGGAGGGCGAGGGGUUGUCGAGUAGCGCCGGCACCGCUGACAGCCCCGACCUUUACGUAAAGAGCGCAGGCUCCGACGACCCCUCCAACGAUGCUGCAACCCCAGACCUCAGUCCCCCUUCUUCCUCACCACCACACACGCCACCUCCCCCCGCCCGGCCAUCCCAGCGCAGCAAGAGUGCCCGUUUCCAUCGGCAGAGCGCAGUGGACCACGGGGACAAGGGGAAGGACGGAGGAGAAAGGGGUGAGAAAGGUGGUGGAGGAGGGCAGACAGAGAUCCAAGUGUUGAUGGAGGGAGGAAGCAGGGUAGGUGAAGGCGGAGGAGGGAAGGGCGAGUACCCACGGGCCAACAGCUGGAGUGAGGACAAGAGGAGAGGGGUGUUGUCAAAAGGCGGAGUUGGGAUCAGUGGACGAGGAGCGAGCCGAACCAACGGACACAAACAUAGCUCCUCCAAUCACAAGUCCCGAGAGCACGGAUCAUCCAAUCACAGACAAGCCAGAGGGGACAGGUGGACGGAGUCGUCCUCGUCUGCCUCUUGGACAUCCGGGCACAGGGGCGUGCACAGCAGGGGAGGCCGGCUGCUGGAGCAGGAUGAGGAGAAAAUUAGCAAUUAUGAGAUGGAGAUGAAGCCUUUACAGCCCAGAGACUCCACUACCCACAAGCCCCAUGGGCACGGGGAGGAGAAGCACGGGCAUAGUCAUGCUCACGGAGAGGGGUGCUCGCACACCGUGCAACGACAGAGGCAUAAGAACCGCGACGGGAGGGAGGGGAGGGAAGGAAGAGAGGGGAAGGAGGGGAAGGAGGGGAGGGAGGCGGGUAAAGAGGUGCACAAGCUGGACAGACCGGGUGAAAAGAUGGAUUCACGGCCUCUGCGUCGGGACCUCACCCUCUCCCCCCCUCUGAAGUCCUCCCCCAUCACACCCGAGCAGCAGGACCACAGCCUCACGCAGAGCAAAGGCAACUCGGCCUACAGCUCUAUCCUGGUUGUCAUGGUGAUUCUGCUCAACAUUGGAGUGGCUAUUUUGUUUAUCCACUUUUUUAUUUAAGGACAGCACCACUUUCAGAGUCAGCCUAUCUAUGCUACAACAACUAUAAAUUCAUAUGAGUAUUACAACGAAUCUGCUGCUCCCUCGUGUUCCUGGCGAGGGGACUGCAACCGGCCGAAGGAAGACUAGGACCAAGGAGGGCUCCGCCAUCAUUUGGGCUAAAGAUGGCUGACCCGGGCUAACCUCAGCUAUGCUUGGUCCAGUCUUCGUGAAAGAGAUGCUGAGGUGCAGAGCCCAAAGAAGUGGACAAAAGAGGGGUGAAGCAGUCCGGGUAACUGGACUACAUGGAGAUAAUAUAGUCCAGAAACUGGACUUAAGUGAGCUUCAGUAGUUCACAUAUAGACUCAAAUGGACUGAACUGGUCUGAUCCCCAGGCCAUGAGAGCUACAGCUGGCAUUACAGCGAGAUGUCUGCUUCCACUGUCUGCAGACAGGACUGACGAGACAGACUUUUUCAUCUUCAAAUCAUAGUUUUCAACAGAUUUGUAACUUAUAAUUUAUUUAUUAACAUUUUCUCUCAUGUACAAUAUGUUGAUGGAUAUAUUCUUUAUUUUGUAACCCUCCACCCCUCUUUAUAUAACUCCUGCCUUUUGGUUCCUCUGCCUGCCCAGGUGUUGUUACUGAUGGUUCAAGGUGUGUGUUCAUGUG
Morone saxatilis (striped sea-bass) is the source of this 3934-nucleotide messenger RNA. RefSeq names its product junctophilin 3 (gene jph3). The record is from RefSeq and is a predicted model, not a curated record. The transcript is spliced from 6 exons. Gene Ontology annotation, cellular component: endoplasmic reticulum membrane; junctional membrane complex; plasma membrane. The coding region runs from base 840 to 3287 and encodes 815 amino acids. Gene Ontology annotation, biological process: regulation of synaptic plasticity. Lineage: Eukaryota; Metazoa; Chordata; Actinopteri; Moronidae.